Molecule: messenger RNA, 1120 nt
Organism: Bactrocera dorsalis (oriental fruit fly)
Lineage: Eukaryota; Metazoa; Arthropoda; Insecta; Diptera; Tephritidae
Product: delta(3,5)-Delta(2,4)-dienoyl-CoA isomerase, mitochondrial
Exons: 4
Coding region: 139-1080 (313 amino acids)
Cellular component (GO): mitochondrion
Molecular function (GO): delta(3,5)-delta(2,4)-dienoyl-CoA isomerase activity
Source: RefSeq, a predicted model, not a curated record
AAUCGGGGUUUCACUGUACUUCACCUAAGUGAUAGAUUUCUCUCAAUAACAUAAAAUACAUCUCACUUUGAUUUGCUAUUUUGAUUUAAUUAUUUGCUAAAUUAAUUAAAUUUCCGUUAAUUUAAUUUCAGUAAAGGCAUGGCAUUAAGAGCAUUUGGAAAUAAAUAUUUUUCGUCUUUUGCUUUAAGGGCUGCUGUUACCUCAAAAGUAGAGCGCAACAUGAGUAGUAGCAUUUUGCAUAAACAUGAUGGAAAUUUGAAAUAUCAUACACUAAACAUCACUACACCAAAACAAUUUGUUUACCAUGUCGAGCUUAAUCGACCAAAACAAUUAAAUGCUUUCAACAAGGACCUGUUUGUUGAAAUUAAGAAGUGUUUUGAGAGCCUUAGCACUAACCCUGACUGUCGCGUGGUUGUUCUAUCAGGCUUAGGAAAACACUUUAGUGCAGGACUUGAUUUAGUCGAUGCUAUGAAGUUGAGUCAAGAAUUAGGUGCGGUUGAUGAUGUUGCACGAAAAGCAGCUUUGCUAGAACACACAAUUAAACUAUAUCAAGAUUCCAUAUCUUCCUUGGAAAUAUGCGCGAAGCCUGUUAUAACAGCUAUACAUUCUGGAUGCAUUGGCGCGGGAGUUAACCUUAUAACUGCUGCAGAUAUACGUUAUUGUAGUGAAGAUGCAUUUUUCAGCAUUAAAGAAGUUGACAUUGGUUUGGCCGCAGAUAUAGGUGCAUUGCAACGACUACCGAAAGUCGUGGGAAAUGAAUCAUUAGCGCGGGAACUUGCCUAUACUGGUAGACGUUUUGGUGCUACCGAGGCGCAUAACUUCGGUUUGGUUAGCAAAGUUUACCCAUCCAAGGAAGCUUGUGUUGAGGGUGCAUUGGAAUUGGCAGCAAUCAUCGCUGAGAAAAGCCCAGUUGCAGUGCAGGCCACAAAAGCGAAUAUAAUUUAUUCAAAACCUAGACCAAAUCAGGAUGGUUUAGAUCAUAUUCGACAAACGAAUAAGUUAAACUUGCAAUCCGAAGAUUUCGCAAAUGCCGCUGUAGCAGCAUUAACCAAGGAACAACCAACAUUUUCAAAAUUGUAAAAGGCAAGGUGAUUAGUUUUUAAGGAUAAAGUUUUUUUUU